This is a messenger RNA of Coniophora puteana RWD-64-598 SS2, 3334 nucleotides long. Its product is annotated as AAA-domain-containing protein. The transcript is spliced from 6 exons. Bases 1 to 3264 code for a protein of 1087 amino acids. Gene Ontology annotation, molecular function: ATP hydrolysis activity; ATP binding. Gene Ontology annotation, cellular component: mitochondrial outer membrane. NCBI's taxonomy places the organism in Eukaryota, Fungi, Basidiomycota, Agaricomycetes, Boletales, Coniophoraceae. The record is from RefSeq and is a predicted model, not a curated record.
AUGCGGACACAAACGAUCCUGCGACGGUCUCGCUCACUGCUCAAGGCCUCGGCCGCCCACAGAAGUCGCCAGCUACCGGCGCUGUUGUCAUCGUCGUCAGCACGUCUCGCUCGUGUCUCGCGCAAGGAGCAACCACCCGCACACUCAGCAUCCCGCCAGUCCAAACGGCUUUCAUCUUCGGCGUCCGCUUCCACUGCGGAGGUAAAGGACAACGACAAAGACUCGGCUGGUGAACCUACCGGCUCUCCUGCUGCACCCUCGGAUGAACCUCCCGAAGACCCAGAAAAGACCGAACCGGAGAAGCAGCCUGCACGGCGCACACGGGUGUCGGCGAGUGCGGCAGCCAAAGAGUCGGAGGAUCGGCUUGAACUGCCAGCUGGGCUAGACAUAUUAUGGACACCAGACUCGGAUGCGACAGAAACCGACUUUACCAGCAAUCCGAACCUCCCGCCACCGGAGGUGUUUGAGGAAGCUUUGACUAGCCUUCACGUCACUCUCCAUCCGCAAACACAGCACUCGGCUGCCUACCGUUCUCCGUCUGGUCCACCUUCGGAGCCGACGUUUGCACUGUACUGUCCAAUAGAGGGAGGAGACUAUGUUAUAGAUGAGACCGUUCGCGAGCUUGCUAGACGGACUGGUUCAGAGGUUGUGGUUGUGGACGCUGUUCAACUCGCCGCCGGUGAAUGGGGACAAUUUGGCAAAGCUGCCAGCUCGUUAGCAUUGCCACGGAAUCCUCUGCACCACUACUCGCCAACUGGCUCGCCUGCCCGCGCUGACCGCUCUUCGCCCAUAGAUGACGAAGAUGAUUUUCCCAUGUCGCCAUCCAUGGGGAUGGGCAUGCCCUCCCAGAUGACCCUUCAUGUCAUGGCACCGGUCUCUGGUCGCGGACGUCCUUCUUUGCUAGCUGCAUCACCCAAGGGAAAUGGUGCGGCAAGCAGGUUCAAGGCUUUCUUCGACGAACUUGUCAACGUGCCCUCUCUGUCUUCCGAAUCGUCCGACAAGACGGGCAUUCGCCGACCGCGAAUUGUCUACGUUCGCGACUUCCCUACCCUUGCCUCCUCCUCAUCCACAUGGUACCCUCAUCUACUCUCCGCUGUUCGCCAGAGGCGCCUUGGACCAAUGUCCCGCAUCACCAUUCCCGUCAGCAACCCGAUGACCAUCAUCUUUGGCAUCACCCCACCGCUUACCCCACCGUCUUCGUCGCCAACCUCUUCAUCAGGCUAUCACAGCUUGGUCAACUCAAUAGCUCGACGCAUGUCAGUGCUCCCAGGUUCACGGCCGGGCCACUCAGAUUGGGUAGAAGAUGACCCGGCGGAGAAGGCCCGCGAACGGCGGUUGAGAGAAAGGUUAAGGAAAUGGGAAAAGAACGACGGCUCCUUGGUGGAGGAGAUCCCAAAGCUGUCUACGCGUCCGGAAGACGCUGACGGCUCGCCCAUGUCCAACCCGGGCAUCGUUGUGCUUGGUGGUCCCGGAGGCGGAGGAGGCAUCCUCGAGUCGUUGGCGGGCGCUGCCGGCGGUAACGGAGCAGGACCAGAGAUGGAAGCCAAAUUCUUCCGGACGUCUGUUCUUGUGCCUCAUAUCCGGUCGAUGGCACGCGAGCGGGACUGUCGCAUGCAGCGUCGGAGGGAGAUCAACGAGCUCACGAUGCGGAUGGGCAUCGGCGCUGUUGGUGGAGCUCUCGACAAACUCGAGGAUCCCAAGGCUCCUCAGCAGGCUGGUGAAGGCGAGCCAUCGUCGUCUUCGGAGUCUACUGAGCGCACGACGGAGGAUAGCAUGUGGGCAGACUGGAGUAAUCGGGUGGAGGUGUGGCCUACUGUCAAGCAGAUCGCUGACCGAGCAGUCGGGAGUGUGAUUGCUGGGGCGCCGUUGGCACCUCCGCCGAAACGGUCGCUGGCUAAUGUGGAACAGACACCUGUGCCCUGGGCUGCUGUUCAUCGAGCUUGGGCUGCACAGCGUUCUUCCCAUGAGUUGCGGAAAUCCUGGGUCAAAGACUCCGUUUCGAAGACACACCGUUCCAAAGACUUCAAGGAGAUAGAGGAAGAAGCGGAUGAGGAUGAGGACCAGGCCGGGGAGGAGACCGCUGACGAGACCAUUGAACGGUUGAAGUCGGAUCCUGACCUCGAUCAACAUGAGCAGCGGUUGUUGUCUUGCAUCGUGAAUGCAACCUCGAUGACCACAACGUUCAGCCAGGUGCAUCUACCACCCCAGACAAUUGAUGCCGUACGAACGAUCGUUUCACUCCCUCUGCUCUACCCGUCAGCCUUCCAGCAAGGUAUUUUGAAGGAACACGGCAUGACUGGCUGUCUUCUGUUUGGCCCUCCUGGCACAGGCAAAACGCUCGUCGUCCGUGCUCUUGCGAAAGAGGCUGGCUGCCGCAUGCUCAUGGUGUCGCCUUCUGAUGUUAUGGACAUGUACGUUGGCGAAGGCGAAAAGCUUGUUCGUGCCGUGUUCUCGCUCGCUAGGCGGUUAUCCCCUUGCGUUGUUUUCCUGGACGAGAUCGAUGCUCUCUUCGGAGCUCGUGCAUCCGCGAGGGAAAGCGGAGGUGCCUUCGCACACCGCGGCGUCAUCACGGAGUUCAUGCAAGAGAUGGAUGGGCUGAAGACCUCCAAGGAGGACCGUGUAGUUGUAAUUGGAGCCACGAACAGGCCCUUUGACCUAGACGAUGCCGUUCUUCGUCGUCUUCCUCGGAGACUGCUGGUUGACUUGCCAGGCGAGAAGGAGCGUGAAGAAAUUCUCCGGAUUCUUCUUCGUGACGAGACUCUCGAUGUAGGCGUUGAUAUGAACGCCUUGGCUAAACGGACGGAGAGUUUCUCAGGAUCCGACCUGAAACAUCUUUGUGUUUCUGCAGCUCUUGAUGCGGUCAAGGAAGAUGUUACCGUUCCCUGGAGUGUCCAGCCGACUCCUUCCUCGUCAGACGCUCCUUUAGAGAAGGGUGCGCCUCAGGCGCUUAAAGUGGCACCUGGGGAGCCGGCUUCGCAAGCAGAGAGCCAAGGCCCCUCGAAAGAGCAAACCACAUCGGAACAGUCCUCGGGCUCUCAACCCCGUGUAUUGCUUCUAAAACACUUCGAGAAAGCCUUGAAAGAGAUUACACCAUCAUCUUCGGAGGCGCUGGGUAGUCUCGCCGACUUGAGGAAGUGGAACGAGGAGUUCGGACAGGGUAGAAAGGGACGCAAGCAGCAGGUGUGGGGUAGAGGGAAGUUCGGGUUCAACGAACAGAUAGACAUUACGCACGAGGAGGGACGGGUUGCGCCUCCCUCUGAAUAAUCUCAUGAAUAACUUGCUAUAGACUAAGCAGACUACACAGUUUUGGUGAAUACUGUAACACGAAUGGGAC